Molecule: messenger RNA, 994 nt
Organism: Cladocopium goreaui
Lineage: Eukaryota; Dinophyceae; Suessiales; Symbiodiniaceae
Source: the annotation of a GenBank genome assembly
GGAUUCUGUGUGUAGACAAGCAUGUCUAUGUUGCCCAUGAAAUGCAAGGAGACUGUACCCAAGGGUUCUCGGCGUCGGAGCGCCCUUCGUCGAACUUCUUUACUUCCUGCAGUGGUUCUCUUCUCGUCCUUACUCAUUUUCAAGGGGAUCAACGAUGCGUUUGUCGCCACGAGGUCUCCGAGAAAUCCAGAGAGGCACUUGCGACAUGCAGGAGCUCAAAAUGUCGAAGUCAUGGAGCGGGUAGAUGCUGCAGAGAAGUCUAAGCAGGAGCUUCUAAAGGCCUCUGAGUCGUUGGAAAUGGAAAUGGAGAAAAUUGAAACCAAGCUGCGUAAAGCUACUGCGUUCAAGUUGCCAGAAAGGGACGAACUCAGAACCCAGGCUGAGUCACUGCAGAUCAAAAUCAAGAAGAUCGCUGAUGAAUUGGACGAACUGCAGAAACUUGCAGAACCUGCAGCUGUGGAAUCUUUAGAAGAGGAUCAGAUUCAGGAAACUUCAGCUUCCGACAGUCCAAGUCAGAAGGCUCCUUUGUCAGAAAGACUCAGCUGGGAGAAGUUGGAGGCCAUGUCAAAUGAGGAAAGACUGGCACUCACCCAGGAAAUCGGCCCCGCCUUUGGUGUCUCUGUGGGCAUUGUGGCAUUUGUCUAUUGGUCAAUCACCCUGCCAAUUUUGCUCAACGCAUACUAUCAAAGUACCGGCGAAUGGCCACGAUUUGAGGAGCUCUUUUCCCUCUCAGAUGGUGGUAGAACAGCUGGUGCAGUUGCAGGAAUUCUGGGGCUUGCAGCCUUGAUGAAGCCAUUGCGCAUCGCUGCUGCAAUAGCCCUCACACCUUGGACAGCGGACAAUGUGCUUCCACUGAUACCGUGGCUGAAUUCUGCGAAAAAGGAGGAGAAGGAGAAGUCUGACAAGCCCUGAAUAGAAACUGUACAGCAAAUUCUUAACUGCGCAAUUUUCCGCUCUUGCAGCGCCAAGCAGCUUGCCCGCUGGGAAAAGAAGC